Pestalotiopsis fici W106-1 is the source of this 993-nucleotide messenger RNA. RefSeq lists its product as uncharacterized. The record is from RefSeq and is a predicted model, not a curated record. Bases 1 to 993 code for a protein of 330 amino acids. The transcript has a single exon. Lineage: Eukaryota; Fungi; Ascomycota; Sordariomycetes; Amphisphaeriales; Sporocadaceae. Gene Ontology annotation, molecular function: double-stranded DNA binding. Gene Ontology annotation, biological process: DNA replication; DNA damage response. Gene Ontology annotation, cellular component: nucleus.
AUGCCGAAAGCAGAGGCCGGUUCAGUCAAGGCGCUGAACAAUAAGAUGAAAUCCAAAGGUCUUCAGAGGCUGCGAUGGUACUGCCAGGUCUGCGAGAAGCAGUGCCGCGACGAGAACGGCUUCAAGAUGCACACACAGUCUGAAUCACAUGUGCGGCAGAUGAUGGUCGUGGGCGAAGAUCCCAAGAAGGUCAUCAAUGAGUACAGUCGACAGUUUCAGCGGGACUUUAUGCAGCUGCUGCGCACUGGCCACGGCGAGAAGCAAGUCAACAUCAACCAUUUCUACCAGGAGUACAUUGCCAACAAGGAGCACAUUCACAUGAAUGCUACCAAGUGGCCGAGUUUAACCGAGUUUGCAAAGUAUCUCGGCCGCGAGGGCAUCUGUAGAGUGGAAGAGAAUGAGAAGGGCCUUCAUAUUGCAUGGAUCGACGACUCUCCAGAAGCCAUGAGAAGAAGAGAGGCGGUGCGCCGAAAGGAAGCGCAAGACAAGGGUGAUGAGGAGCGAGAGCAGCGAAUGAUCCGGGAACAGAUCAAGCGGGCACAAAAAGAGGCGGAAACAAAGAGAGGCGCUGCGGAUGACUCUGAAGAGACGGAAGCACGGGAGCUGAAGCGAGAUGAGGGCGAGAAGAUUAAGCUGUCUUUCGGUGCCAAACCCGCCACACAACAAGAAGCAAAGUCGGAAAGCCCUUCCAAUGCUGAAGACCCGGCCAAAAAUGCGGCUCAGACCGAAAGUGCAUCUGAGACCAAGUUGGAUCCUCCGUCGGCUCCGAUAUCCUUAAAGUUAGGCGCAGCAAAGCCUCAACCCAAGAAUGUGUUUGCUGCUGCCAAGAAGAAUGCUCUUGCUGGCGGUGCCAAGAAACCCAACCCUUUCCAACAAGAAAAGAAGAUGAGCGAGGCAGAGCGCAUCAUGAGAGAAGAAAUGGAGAAAAAUAAGAAGAGAUCCAGCUCUGGCUUUGGAGGUUUCUCGAUGAACAAGAAGCCGCGCACAGGCUAA